AUGGGGAGACCAAGGCGGCAGAAACCGCCGAAUACGACCCUGAAGCGAGCCGUGCUCGGCCUGCUGCCCGCCUGCUGUGCCCGCUUCCUCUGGAGCCAGCCCGACCAGUUCUGCCUCAGCAAGUUCUUCCUGGGCGCAGGCGUUGGAGGCUUCCUGGCCCUGGGCCUCUCCCAGCUCCUCAUCUUCCCCAUGAGCCUCGACGAGGGUCACAAGAUUGAGCUGAUGUACGGGCUGGCAGGUGUCAGUGCCCUGGGCUGGGGCAUCUCCCCGCACUUCCGCUGCGCCAGCCUCCUGGUCGCCCCCAAGUUCCUGGGCAAGGAGGGGCGGCUCUACCUGCUCACCUAUGUCCUGGCUGCCGUCUAUGACGGCCCCAUCGCCAACAUGCGGCACAACCUGGACGAGGUGAUCCGCUCCAUGGGCUGCACCGUGGAGCUGCAGAUCAACCACAGCCGGCAGAUCUGGAGGGUGUCCACGGCCCCCCUGCGCGCCGUGCUGCGCGACAUGGUGAAGGGCGGGCAGACCCUCAAUGCGGAGACCCGGAACGUCUCGCAGGCGUUCGCGGGGCUGAACGAGCAGGUGGCCAGCGAGGCGGGGUACGGCGUGAGGCGCCCGCGCCAGGCACAGGGGCACCGCGCCCCCAGCACACAGCAGCUGUACGAGCAGAAAACCAAACUGCGCUGCAAAUACGUGAUUGAUGAGGCGAUCGGGCGUUGCCAGGCCUGGUUCGACGCCAAGCACAAGGCCUGUCUGCGGCGCGUUGCGGUGCCCCUCAUCAGCCACCUGCUCUGCCUGCCCAUGAAGUUCAAGUUCCUCUGCCACAUGGUGCAGGUGAUGCACGCCUGGUGCAGGGACAAGAUCCCCGUGGAGGGCAACUUCGGCCAAACCUACGACAAGGUGAACGGCUCCGUGGCCGGUAUCAGCCAGGACUUCAGCGCCCAGCUGGUCGUCAAGCACGAGGCCCAGGACACGCUGGUGGGCGUGAACGUGUCCCGGGAGCGGCUCACCGAGGAGGUGACCUCGCACGUGCGUCAGCAGAGCGUGCGGCUGGGCCAGGCCAUCUCCGUGCUGCGCCUGCUGCUCUCCUGCACCUUCCUCUUCGUCUUCAUCUCCGCUUUCUCCUACACGAACCACUACAACCACGACAUCCGCUUCGACAACCUCUACGUCACCACCUACUUCCGCCAGCUCGACGCCCGGCGCUGGAAGCAGAAGAAGCGUACGUUGCUGCCCCUGCGCCGGGCCGAGGUCUCCGGCGUGAUCUUCCCCUGCAGGCCAGCCGUGCAGCCGCCCGAGCUGAAGAGCCUGACGCUGGAGCUGCUGGAGUGCAUCCCCCCGCUGCUCUUCCUGCUGCUGGCCUGGGGCCUCGACCAUGUGCUCUACACCAUGUUCAGCGUUAUCCGGCACCACUCCUUUGUGCAGUACUCCUUCCGCAGCAGCCACCACCUGGAGGUGCGGGUCGGGGGCCGCUCCCUGCUGGCCCGGCUGCUCCGAAGCACCAUCGGCGCCUUGAACACGUCCUCCGAGAUGGCGCUGGAAUCGACUAACCUGGCCUGCCUGCCGCAGCCCCAAGCCAUGACGCAGAGCGACUACCUGGCCAGCUGUCUGCCUCUGGGGGCCCUGGUGCUGCUGUGUCUGGGGCAGGUGUAUGCCCACCGCCUGCGCCGCGUCAUUGCUGCCUUCUAUUUCCCCAAGCGGGAGAAGAAGCGGGUUCUCUUCCUGUACAACGAGCUGCUACGCAAGCGCCAGGCCUUCGUCCGGCUGCAGAGGAGACGCAUCGCCCGGCAUGCCCGGCGGCACCAGGCCUUCGAGAAGCCCCUGCUGGAGCGUUUCUACCUCUGGUGCCCACUUCUGCGCCGCUGCCUGCGCCGGUACUGCGUGCUGUGCGGCUCGCCCGAGAGCCGCACCUCCCAGCCGUGCCCGACGCCCACCUGCGGCACCAUCUACUGCCGGCCCUGCUGGAGGGACAUGGGGCAGGUCUGCUUCGCCUGCAGCCCCGGCCACGCGCCCCUGUCUGGAGACAGCAGCAGCGAGGAGCAGAUGCCCUACGCGGACUGA
Molecule: messenger RNA, 2055 nt
Organism: Emys orbicularis (European pond turtle)
Lineage: Eukaryota; Metazoa; Chordata; Testudines; Emydidae
Gene: DCST1
Product: DC-STAMP domain containing 1
Exons: 16
Coding region: 1-2055 (684 amino acids)
Cellular component (GO): membrane
Source: RefSeq, a predicted model, not a curated record